This is a messenger RNA of Closterium sp. Yama58-4, 525 nucleotides long. Lineage: Eukaryota; Viridiplantae; Streptophyta; Zygnematophyceae; Desmidiales; Closteriaceae. The record is from the annotation of a GenBank genome assembly.
AUGGUGGGGUCCGUUCCAGCAUCCCUGGGUAACCUCACUUCCCUUCAGGAGAUCUCAUUCCAGCCCAUCAGCGACACGGUGGGGCCUAAGUGCGGCAAGGGGGGAGCAUGCGUGGUGAAUCAGACAGCACAGUCCGCCUUCUGCAACUCCUGCCUUGACUUCUGCAUCUCCUGCUCUCCGCCGGGCCUAUGUGCUGGCUGCAAAGUGUCUCCACCCCCGCCACCUCCAGCGAGCAGCGGCAGCAGCAACAGCAGCAGCAGCGGCAGCAGCAGCAGCGGCGGCAGCAGCGACAGCGGAGGCGGCUUAUCAACGGGGGCAAUUAUAGGCAUUGUGUGUGGGGUGGUGGUGCUGCUGCUCGCACUGCUGCUCGCCGUCCUCUUCAAUCUCUACUGGAGGAGCAAGGCCUCCCGCUUCGGUGCACUGGCGGCGGGCGUGUGUGUGGAGUUCACAAUGAGGGAGAUGCAGCAGGCCACCAACAACUGCUUUGCUUGCGAUGCUUUCAUGUCCCUCGUGUCUCAUGCUUAA